This is a messenger RNA of Procambarus clarkii (red swamp crayfish), 1371 nucleotides long. Its product is annotated as S-antigen protein-like. NCBI's taxonomy places the organism in Eukaryota, Metazoa, Arthropoda, Malacostraca, Decapoda, Cambaridae. The record is from RefSeq and is a predicted model, not a curated record.
AUGAGGAUAUCACAUUCACGAUAUGACCCAUUUAGUAAUGGGUUUAAGGACCCAUUAUGUAAUGGGUUUAAUGACCCAUUAUGUAAUGGGUUUAAGGACCCAUUAUGUAAUGGGUUUAAUGACCUAUUAUGCAAUGGGUUUAAUGACCCAUUAUGCAAUGGGUUUAAUGACCUAUUAUGCAAUGGGUUUAAUGACCCAUUUAGUAAUGGGUUUAAUGACCCAUUUAGUAAUGGGUUUAAUGACCCAUUUAGUAAUGGGUUUAAGGACCCAUUAUGUAAUGGGAUUAAUGACCCAUUAUGUAAUGGGUUUAAGGACCCAUUAUGUAAUGGGUUUAAUGACCUAUUAUGCAAUGGGUUUAAUGACCCAUUAUGCAAUGGGUUUAAUGACCUAUUAUGCAAUGGGUUUAAUGACCCAUUUAGUAAUGGGUUUAAGGACCCAUUAUGUAAUGGGUUUAAUGACCCAUUAUGUAAUGGGUUUAAUGACCCAUUAUGUAAUGGGUUUAAUGGCCCAUUAUGUAAUGGGUUUAAGGACCCAUUAUGUAAUGGGUUUAAGGACCCAUUAUGUAAUGGGUUUAAGGACCCAUUAUGUAAUGGGUUUAAGGACCCAUUAUGUAAUGGGUUUAAUGACCCAUUAUGCAAUGGGUUUAAUGACCCAUUAUGUAAUGGGUUUAAGGACCCAUUAUGUAAUGGGUUUAAGGACCCAUUAUGUAAUGGGUUUAAGGACCCAUUAUGUAAUGGGUUUAAUGACCCAUUAUGCAAUGGGUUUAAGGACCCAUUAUGUAAUGGGUUUAAGGACCCAUUAUGUAAUGGGUUUAAAGACCCAUUAUGUAAUGGGUUUAAGGACCCAUUAUGUAAUGGGUUUAAGGACCCAUUAUGUAAUGGGUUUAAGGACCCAUUAUGUAAUGGGUUUAAUGACCCAUUAUGCAAUGGGUUUAAUGACCCAUUUAGUAAUGGGUUUAAUGACCCAUUAUGUAAUGGGUUUAAUGACCCAUUAUGUAAUGGGUUUAAGGACCCAUUAUGUAAUGGGUUUAAGGACCCAUUAUGUAAUGGGUUUAAGGACCCAUUAUGUAAUGGGUUUAAGGACCCAUUAUGUAAUGGGUUUAAUGACCUAUUAUGCAAUGGGUUUAAUGACCCAUUUAGUAAUGGGUUUAAGGACCCAUUAUGUAAUGGUUUUAAGGACCCAUUAUGCAAUGGGUUUAAAGACCCAUUAUGCAAUGGGUUUAAAGACCCAUUAUGCAAUGGGUUUAAUGACCCAUUAUGCAAUGGGUUUAAAGACCCAUUAUGCAAUGGGUUUAAAGACCCAUUAUGCAAUGGGUUUAAUGACCCAUUAUGUAAUGGGUUUAAUGGUUGUAAUGACCAGCAGCAAGAGUGA